Molecule: messenger RNA, 327 nt
Organism: Lemur catta (Ring-tailed lemur)
Lineage: Eukaryota; Metazoa; Chordata; Mammalia; Primates; Lemuridae
Product: ubiquitin-conjugating enzyme E2 variant 1-like
Exons: 2
Coding region: 1-327 (108 amino acids)
Source: RefSeq, a predicted model, not a curated record
AUGGCAGCCACCACGGACUCGGGAGUCAAAGUCCCUUGCAAUUUCCGACUGUUGGAAAAACUUGAAGAAGGCCAGAGAGGAGUAGGAGAUAGCACAGUCAGCUGCGGUCUAGAAGAUGACGAAGACGUGACAUUUCCAAGACGGACAGGGAUGAUAAUUGGGCCUCCAAGAACCAUUUUGGUGGAUCCAAGAGCCAUAGCAGUGCUAGCAAAAUGGCAGAAUUCAUAUAGCAUCAAAGUUGUCCUGCAAGAGCUUCGGCGCCUAAUGAUGUCUAAAGAAAAUAUGAACCUCCCUCAGCCAUCUGAAGGAGAGUGUUACAGCAAUUAA